This is a messenger RNA of Penaeus monodon (black tiger shrimp), 1826 nucleotides long. Its product is annotated as threonine synthase-like 2. NCBI's taxonomy places the organism in Eukaryota, Metazoa, Arthropoda, Malacostraca, Decapoda, Penaeidae. The transcript is spliced from 2 exons. Gene Ontology annotation, biological process: 2-oxobutyrate biosynthetic process; dephosphorylation. Bases 74 to 358 code for a protein of 94 amino acids. Gene Ontology annotation, molecular function: pyridoxal phosphate binding. The record is from RefSeq and is a predicted model, not a curated record.
AGUGUUUCAUAUCCUUAUUUUUUAUUGUCUUGCAGAUACACUUGUACUUGAUGACUCCCAGAUAACAGAAGUAAUGAAGAAGGUUUACAAAGAACAUAACUACAUCCUGUGUCCACACACAGCAACUGCAGCAGCAUACCAUUACAUAAGCAAGGAAGAGAAUCCAUGUGGCUAUAUUGCAACAGCAUCACCAGCCAAGUUCCCAGAGGCAGUAGAGAAAGCAGGGGCACAGCCUGUUACAGAGGGUAUCGGCCACCUUGAAGACCUUCCAACAAAAUUUAUGUGGAUGAAGAAGGGAGAAGAUUGGUACUCCAUUCUUCGCAAUAGGAUAGAAGUAAUCUCUUCCAAGAAGGUGUAAAGAAGGAAAGGAAGAUGUAUGUUCAUGAUAAUGUUUUUUUUUCUUGUUGAUUAUUCAGGGAAUGUGCAUUAAUGUAGUGAAAAUGAUAAAAGUGUGGUUUUUAAUAAAUGUUUAGCUUUGGUUAAAAGUUAGGCAGCAUGUCACCUAUAUUUUGCAUUUGUUAAAUGUUCUUUUGUUUUCUUGAGAUGAAUGUGUAUUCUUUUACAUUUACUGAAUUAGAAAGUUUGAAUUUUAAUAUUCUGGUGUCCUUAAGUAUUUUGAGGGCAUGUUGUUGGUAAUUUUCCAAAGGUGUUCCUAGAAUAUGUGCCUAAUUAGCACUUCUUGAGUACUCAUUUUGUUCUUGAAAUAGGUCCAAACUGUUUGAAUAUGGUAAUUUUAUUAAGAACUUACAUAACAGUGUAAUAGUAAGAUAUACCACAUUUAAAAAUACAUAAUACUAUUUGGAAUAUCUAAGAGGAAGGAUGAACACACCAGAUAUUUAACUGGACAUUCUUUAUAACAGAAGGAAGCCUGCUAUUUUUGUCCCACCCAUACUGAAAUGGUCUUUCUGGUGCACAGCAAAUAUAGUAGCAUUUCUUCCAAGUUCCUAGAUGGACCCUGGGAUUGAUGUGUUAAUGCUUAAGAGACAAAGCAGUCUCAACAGUAUUUCUUGUACUAACCAACAGUAAAUGCUUGUUGGUUAGUAUUGUGCACAAAUCAUGGUAUGGUAUGCUAAGCUAUAACUUAAGGUAUAGCUUUAUACAAGUCUUCUUACUUUCAGUCAGAAAACCUGAUGACUCAGUGUUUUUUGAUUAUGAAUAUUGUGAUAUUUUCUUUGGCAGCUUGCCACAAAAUGCCAAAGAGGCUGUUACACUCUUUUGUUAAACUUCUCGAAAGUAUAUGUAUUGCUGUAAAUUUGAGUGAUUUUUUUCUUUAUUGACACUAUCCCUUGUUUGAUAAUUGUUGGUAAGUGACUUUAUAUUUCAUAUUUCUAUUUCUGCAAACCUUUUUUCUGUUUGCAGAACACACCUUUGUUUCCUAUUUGUUUAGUCAACUACAAGAUAUAUAAUAUAUUGCCCAAAGAUCCAUUAUUACUCCCUUAUUAUUUGUAUUUUUCAAAGCACCCAAUAUACACUACAGUCAGACUCUCCUCCCUCUUCCCUCCAUGCAACAUUGUCUUUAAAUUGAAGGUAAGAAAUGAAAUCAUAACAGUUUUUUUCUUUCUUUUGUCAAUGCACUAUGAAAAUUUUAUAAUUCAUAUAACCAAGGUUUUGUAUUAACAACAGAUUUGUGUAUGUAAGAAUAUUGCAGGAUCCUUCUUUUGCAUAUUCUAAUGUUUGCAACAGAUUCCUCUUUGCUGCAUGCCAUAAAUUUUAUCAUAGAAUAACGAAAUAUCAUGAAAGUGAUAUUCCAAAUUUCUUAAGAAGGUAUGCAAUAGUUACAAAGUUUCUAAAUUAAUGCAGAUCAUCUUGGUGUACAGUACAGUAAU